Adelges cooleyi (spruce gall adelgid) is the source of this 1641-nucleotide messenger RNA. RefSeq names its product pyruvate kinase-like. The record is from RefSeq and is a predicted model, not a curated record. The transcript has 9 exons. Gene Ontology annotation, cellular component: cytoplasm. Lineage: Eukaryota; Metazoa; Arthropoda; Insecta; Hemiptera; Adelgidae. Gene Ontology annotation, molecular function: potassium ion binding; pyruvate kinase activity; magnesium ion binding. Bases 1 to 1641 code for a protein of 546 amino acids. Gene Ontology annotation, biological process: glycolytic process.
AUGAACAUCAGAGGUCCUAAAGUCACAAAAGAACCCCGUCUCGCAAUGUCCUCGUCGUUUUGUAACAACGAGACCAUGCAAACAAAAGCGAUUGAUAGUAAUUAUCUGGAUCAUUUGAGUAAUUUGAAAACAAAUGCUACACCUUCUGCGCAUACACUCACUUCGAUUGCAGUUGCCGUUUCGACGAGUAUAUCGCAAGAAGAAGUAGUAAAGUAUUGCGAAAGAGGCGUUUCCAUGAUGGUCGUAUGGUUUGACGGACUGACUGUCCAAGAAUGCAAGAAAAUGAUAUUUGAAAUUCGCCAAGGCGUUUUUAACCAUAGUUUGAAAAACGAUCGAAUACCGUACUCGUUAGCUAUCGUGCUAAAUCUCGAAGGGCAAAAAAUAAUAACAGGCACCAUACUUAGAACCCAACUGAAACAAACGAUGAUAAAACUAGAAACUAACGAUUACGUUUACGUGACCAACAAUGUUGAAUACAAGAACAAAUGUUCGCCGGAACGUAUUUAUGUGAACGCCGAAAAUAUUUUGCGAUUGAAGCAAGGAGAUCUGAUUUAUUUGGACUACGGCAAGAUCGAACUAUCCGUACACCAAGUGGAUAGCGAGGAGCUGCAGUGCCUGGUCAGACGAGGCGAUUUUCUGGGAUCCGAAAGAAUGGUGCACAUUCCGGGAAUGCCGAUACCGGCAGGGCUUACUGACGACGACGAGGGCCGAAUACGCAAGGCCAUACAAAACAAAAUCGACGUGAUACUCAUACCCGGUGUCAGGGAUGCAGCCUACGUCUACCGGGUAAAAGAAUUCGUCCAACGCGAAAAAGGAAGCGACAUUGAUUUGUACGCUAAAAUCGACAACAGUAUUGCUAUCGAAAACCUUGAUGAAAUCUUGACACUGGUCGACGGUGUUUUCCUUGAUUUACCAAGUCUGUCUAUGGAAAUAGGCCACGACAAGAUAUUCAUCGCUCAAAAGAUUGUUUUAUCGAAAUGCAACAUUAUGGGAAAGCCGACAAUCACUCACGGUGGGUUUCUGUCAUCAUUGGAGGUUACGUCGAUCCCGUCGAACGCCGAAGUCAACUCCGUCAUCAACACCGUACUCGAUGUGACCGACGCCAUUUACUUGAACGUCACACUGCGCACCGACUAUCCAGAGCACUGUGUAGAGUAUUUGUCCUACGUGUGCCGUCAAGGAGAAUCCGCCAUUUGGGAACAACAGAUGUUCAACGAGUUAAAUCUCAAGUCCAAACUGAAACCAGAUCCUGCUCAAGGGUUCAGUAUCGGUUGUGUGACGGUAUCGCUCAAAAGCCACGCGACAGCAAUAAUAGUCAUCUCUACGUCCGGUGUGUCAGCUCAGAAUAUUGCCAGGUACCGCCCAAGGUGUCCGAUAAUAGCAGUUACCAGACAUGGAAAGACAGCUAGAAAAUUAGCCGUAUGGCGCAAUCUGAUCACAGUCCACUACAUAACUCCUCAAGAAACCGAAUGGUUAAAAGACAUCGAAGCCCGCAUACGAUUUGCAAUGAAUUUCGGCAAAACUAAAGGCAUACUGAAAAAUGGGGAUUUAGUAAUAGUAACAAGUGGAAGUAAAGAAAGUGUAGGAUUUACGAAUACCAUGCGAAUGAUAUAUGUGAAUUCCGGUGAUAUCUACGACUAG